Molecule: messenger RNA, 1539 nt
Organism: Symbiodinium natans
Lineage: Eukaryota; Dinophyceae; Suessiales; Symbiodiniaceae
Source: the annotation of a GenBank genome assembly
AUGGACUGGCUGGCACGAAACCAUCGGCGCCAUCCCCGUCGCAAAGAGCUGAUGGAGAAGGUGUCGCAGCGGAUGUUUCAGCUGGGGUUGACGCCGAGCCCCCACCAGUGGACGGAGAGGCUGAACGAGCAGCUGACUCCCUUUGUCCUGAUGGAUCCUGAGACACAGAGCAUUCCUUGGCCAGGACCCGCUUCGGCCUUGUCCUGGCUGGCGGGCAACUUCAGUACUGUCAUCCUCCCUGCCUUCUCCUCGGCCUCCAAGGCAGGUGCCUGGGAGGAGCACGACGAAGGCCUGCACAAUGCUGGUCACUGGGAGCUGGCUUGGAUUUGGCGUGAAGACGAAUGUCAAGCCAAGUGGCAUCCGGAGGUGUGCCGUCUAGUGGAAGAUGUGCAGGCCAUCUGGCCAACGAGGGAAGCCCUCCUCUCGGCCCGCUUCUCGCGGAUGAACCCCAACACGGAGGUCAUGGAGCACACGUCGGCCACCAACCAGCGCAUCAAGAUCCACUGCGGCGUGCACAACCCCAGCAACGUGACCAUGUACAUCGCAGACAAGGAGCUGACGUGGCGUCGAGGGCACUGCUUCUUGCUGGAUGACAGCUACGGCCAUCGCCUGGCGACCGCUGCCACAGAUGAACCGAGAACCAUCCUCGAGAUCAAGAUUUACCACCCGGACUUGGCAUGGGCCGACUGCCUGGACGAUGACGGCGGGCUGGAAGAAAGGACACCUCGGAGCUGUGACGCGGGCCUCGGGGGCGGUGUGAGUCAGACUUGGGAGCGCACUGCUCUAAGGAGCUGGAACAUCCACAUCUCCCAGCGUGACCUCCGCGCGCACCGUAGGGACUCGGAUCUGGCAGCAGGUGGCGUUGUCUAUGGGAACGGCUUCAUGCGGCUCUUCAGUGGCAGCCACCUUUUGUGCACCGGGUACUUCUACGCAUUCAAGAUCGACGCUGUGGACGAUGAGCAUUUUCCGCUCGACUCGCUCCGCGACAUGUCCCUGGCCUUCGGCGUCUCACACCUUCCGGGUGGGCACAAGCUAGGGAUACGGUCAAUGUACGCCUACGAAAUCCCAGGGACCAUCCUCGUCGGCUACGGCAGACACAUCGUCGACAGUGGCGAAUGGUUCACCCAAAGUGCCUGGGAUCCGAAGUCCCUGGUCGUUGGUGACGUGGUGGGAGUUCACAUCAAUCCGCUGGGAGAUCUUGUCGUGUGGGUGAACGGCGAGCAGGUCCUCAGGACGGUGACCAGCCUCACAGAGGGGAACCGAAACGAGCUGAAUCCGCGUCGAAAGGCCCUGGGCCCUCGCCGGACGCUGUUUCCGGUCAUCGACCUCCAUGGAAGGGUCUCCGCCGUGACGCUCCUCCCGGAAAUGAGCAUGCCGAACCUGAACCUGAAGGCCCGAAGCAAGAUCCGGGAGAAGGAUCUGAACCCGCUGGGCUUCAGGGGCAAGAAGGCUGUUCCGGUGCCGGGGCGCAGCCUGCCCGGCUUGGGCAAGGCCGUGGAGCAGGAGCCCGAGACCCUUCCUGGCUUCCACGAAUUGUGA